This is a messenger RNA of Thelazia callipaeda (thelaziosis nematode), 2889 nucleotides long. Lineage: Eukaryota; Metazoa; Nematoda; Chromadorea; Rhabditida; Thelaziidae. The record is from the annotation of a GenBank genome assembly.
AUGAAUCAGAACAUGCAAUCAAAUGAAAUUGGACCUAAUUCCAAUUAUGCAAAUGCUGCUACUUCUUCACCUCCACCGCAACAAACAUUCCCACAAAUAAUUCUUGAUACCCGGGAGAUUCUGGUCGAAAAGUUGUCUGAUGUGCUGACAGUUUUGAAAACGAGAGAAAGGAAACAAUCAUAUUCAACAAAAAAGUCAAUCAAAUAUUUGGAUUCUGAAAUUAAGAAUUAUCCAUCCAUUCCUGAUGCAAAGAUUUCAAUGUUAUACGACACGUUACUUGUCGAUCUCGCCUUACAUAUAUGUGUAUUCGAAGAACUAUCACAAGCUGUUUAUGAAAAAGCAUCUAUAGAGUGCAUCAACAAAGUAGAAGAAAGAAUGGAUUUUAAACACGCAAGUAUAAAUCGAUGCAGUCGAAUUUGGUCAAAUUUUUAUGCGGGAACGGAAGAAGCAGUAGAGCGAAAAUCUGUGGAAGUAAAGAAUUUGUAUAGCAGUAUAGAAAAACUGAGCGAAAAUGUAGACGCAUUAGAAGAACAAGUUUCGGACCUUCAGAAAAAGUUGCAAAAAUCUGACAGUGUGAUUAUAGACAUGGAUGGCUUAAUACAAAAGUUGACAAAGGAGAAGGAAACAGUACAAAAAAGAUACGUAAACACGAUGCAAAGGUUGCACAUUGUGAAAGAUCAAAUGGUAAAGUUUAGAAUAACAGGAAAGCAGAAGGAAGUAGCAAGCGGAAAUGAGCAUAUUAUGGUAUUUAUCGAAGGGAUUAACAAUGUCUUUAAAAAAUACGUGGAGUCACUUAAGCAAAUCAUUCCUAAAAUGUCAGAAAAGCAGCUAGAAAUUAAACUGAGCACUGCUGUCUAUGAUUUAGUUAAACUUUUGCUGGAAACUUCAUUAGAAUUGAAAAACUCGAAUCAGCCUAGCGAUAAUUUGGAGAAUUGGAUAGAAGAAUCAAACAAAGAAAAUGAAGUAGUAAAGUUAGAAAAUUUUGUGCAAAUGAAAAUUAAUGCAUUGACGCAAAAAAUUGAAGCACAAAUGACAAAAACUUUGCGUAAAUGGCAUGAAGGAGAUGUUACCUUAACAUCUAUUUUUUUCGAAACUGCAACGAAAAUAUUUACUCAAAAUGAUACAAAUUUGUUCAUUACACUGGUCAAAAUGAUAUCAGAUUACAGUGAAGGACAAAAUUUGAAAAAACUAAUGUUAGGAUCAGAAAUGGAUGUGCGGAAACAAUGGGAGAUGUCAAUUUUUCGUGCGCAUUCUCAGUGCAGAGAAACGUUGGUGAAGAAGCUAAGUGAAGAUUCUUGUGCUGUUUGGCGAUGGUUUCAGGCUCGCACUACUAAUAUUCAUAGCGAUAUUUUUGGAAUUCUUGAAUCUCCAAAGAAGAAGAAAGUAUCAGAGACAAAAUUAUCCUUCAAAAAAUUAAUAGACUGCUCAAAAAUGGUCGACAAUACUUCAGUAGAAGAUUGGCCACUGCUUACAAAUAAACUACAAACACAUUUGGAUGAAAACAAAGAUGGAAAAGUAAAAGAGAAAAAUCUGAGCGACAACAUUACUGAAUACGAUGAAUCCAGUAACGAUUCAGUACUUUUAGAUAUUUCUGAUACUCUUCCACAGAAAUCUGGUCAUAAGCACAAAUCUGAUUCUCUUCCACGAGAAUCUGAUGAUAAACAAAAAGUUGGUCCAGCUAUACAGAAAUGUUAUGACAAACAAGAGAUAGAAGGCAUACUGAGCAACCUUGGAUGCAAAAAGGAACUGAAAAAGUUAAAAAAUAUUGCAUUUGAGUUGCGCACUCAAUCUGAACAAGCUCAUACUAUACAGCAGGAAAUAUUAAAUACACUGGAAAAUAUAGAGGAAUUUGCGCAUACAGUAAAGUCAUUCUGUACGUCGAUCAGCAAUGAGGCAAAUAAAGGAUCAGGGUUAGCUGCAAUGAUUCAAGCUGCACAGCACUUCAUGCCAAGUGAAAAAUUUUGUGGCUAUGAAAGAACUGUAAUUGAAUUAGUAUUAGAGAGAGAAAGAUUACAAAAGCAAGUACUGCUAUCUGAUUGCUGCAUCAAAAAUUUGCAAUUCUUGGCAACGAAAGCAAGUGUAAUGGAAAUGGACAGGAUAUGCUUGAAAGAGGAGCUGGAAAGAAGUGUGAUUCAAUCUGCUUCCUUAAACGCAGAAGAUUCAUUCAGCCAGAAGUCCAGUGAGAUACACAUAUGUCAAAAAACUUCAUCUCAAACCGAAUCAUUUGCCGCUUCCAACAUUUCCUCAAGUUCUGUUUUACAAUCUCUAUCUACCAAGUAUUCGAAGUCACAACUGCAAACAGAAAGUUUCACGCCGCAAGAAAAAGUCUUUCAACCACAAACUUUGCUGCAACCAUCACAGGCAGUUACAACAUAUCAAUUCCAGUUUUCUCCGUCUGCUUUAUCUAAAUUGCUUCCUUCUAACUUGAAAGCAAAGGCUUCUAACUUAAAACAAUCGCACCUCACAUCACAAAAGGCAUCUUCUAAGUUAUUUCAGCCACAUUCCACACCAGAAUCACAAACUUUCUCACCAAAAUCUCUCACGCCUUUGUUGCCUCAAUUGCAACUUUCUACAUCAAAACCAGAAGAUUCCAAGUCAAAACCAAAACACUCUAAAUCAGAAUUAGAAUCAAAUGAAGUUAUUUCACAACAUUCUAUACUUAAAUCGCAAGUUUUUUCACCGCAACUACGUACAUCACAGCAACAGCCUUCCACGCUUGCUGACUCAUCGACGCAAUUUUCUACAUCUAUAUCGCAAUUUUCUGAAUGUAAUAUACAACCUUCUAUGGAGUCAGAAGAACUUUCUGAGCAGCAAUCAACACAGCAGUCACAGCUUUCUUCUUCGUCUAAACGCAAGCGUCGUCAGAAGUUGAAACAACGUAAACGUUAA